AUGCAUAAUCUGGCCUUAGCACUCCAUCAGCUAGGCAACCUGAGAGAAGCAGAAGAACUGCAGACACAGGUUUUGGAGGCAAAAAAGAGGAUUCUGGGUCCUGAGCAUCCUGAUACCUUGGCAACUGUGCAUGAUCUGGCAUUAACACUCCUUCAGCUGGGCAACCUGAGGGAAGCAGAAAAGCUGGAGACACAAGCAUUGGAGGUAUUCAAGAGGGUCCAGGGUCCUGAGCAUCUUGAUACCUUGUCAUGCAUGCAUAAUCUGGCAUCUAUACUUUAUCAGCUGGACAACCUGAGGGAAGCAGAAGAGCUGCAGACACAAGUGUUGGAGGCAAGAAAGAGGAUUCUGGGUCCUGAGCAUCCUCAUACCUUGAGAGCCAUGGAUACCCUGGCAUCUACACUCUGUCAGCUGGGCAACCUGAGGGAAGCAGAAGAGCUGCAGACACAAGUGUUGGAGGCAAGAAAGAGGAUUCUGGGUCCUGAGCAUCCUCAUACCUUGACAACAAUGCACAACCUGGCCUAUACCUGGUAUAUGCAGGGUUCUCUUGACAAGGCCAUUGACCUUAUGAGGGAAACAUGUGUGCUGUAUGCAAAAGUUGGUUUGGACCCACAUGGAGCACCUGAUCUUCUAGCUGAAUGGGAGGCAGAGAAGGCAGCCUUGGAGGAUUCUGUAUGA
Molecule: messenger RNA, 675 nt
Organism: Coniophora puteana RWD-64-598 SS2
Lineage: Eukaryota; Fungi; Basidiomycota; Agaricomycetes; Boletales; Coniophoraceae
Product: TPR-like protein
Exons: 1
Coding region: 1-675 (224 amino acids)
Molecular function (GO): protein binding
Source: RefSeq, a predicted model, not a curated record